Messenger RNA from Ambispora gerdemannii, 576 nucleotides. NCBI's taxonomy places the organism in Eukaryota, Fungi, Glomeromycota, Glomeromycetes, Archaeosporales, Ambisporaceae. The record is from the annotation of a GenBank genome assembly.
AUGACUGUCAAGAGAUUGAAUGAUUUUAUUGCCGCGGAUCAGGAUGUCCAAAACCUAGGACUUUUUAAAGAAGGACCUCAUUCCUGGUUAAGCAAGCAAGGCGGUUAUGAAUUGCCGAAAGAAAAAACGGCAGCUGAAGAUAAACUCCACAUUUCCCAAAAAGGAGCUUAUUUAUUAGACUUCUUUUACAAAAAAAGUAAAGAUGCCAAAGGUUAUCCGUUCAAUCCCGAUAAAUUAACCGAUCCCAACCUCCAUUUCUGUCAAAUCGGCACUAAAAUGGUCAAGCGAUUUGUUAAGAGUGGCUUAAUGGGCAAAGUCAAGGAAGUUGAAGAAACCAUUGAAGUGAUUGGCGGCGAUAAAGGUAAUGCCGGACAUUUAGCAAUUGGAACUGGAAUUGGUUGUGUUUAUCAUGGCGGAGCCAAGGGAGAAGUAGAAAUGGCUUAUUGUUUACGUGGCAAACCGACUGAACGAGCCACCGAAGAAGAAAUUAAAGAAGGCAAAAAUGACCCAGAAAUGAAGUCUCUUUACAAGUCGCAUGGCAGUUAUCCAGUGGCGAAAAAUGACUUAGCUUACUGA